AUGUAUUUUGUUAUUCUGCAGAACUGUCACCUAGAAAGUCAAGAACAAAACCCCAGUCAGUCUACGACAAUUAGUGCUCCGCCACCACUCACCCCAAUAAAUAUCUUGAAAUCGGCGGGAGUGCAAACCACUACCCUUCCGAAACUUCAGAGAAUCCCCCGCCCCAAGGAUUCUCCGUUUCAACAAGAAACUCAUGAUCCUGGCAUAAGCUCUAUUCCCGAUCUGCCCAAGCUCACUCCCAGACCUCUACAGUUGCCCGAUAAUCCUGCACCAGCAGAAGAGUCUUCCACUGAGACUUCUACCUGUGAAACCGGCAAGUCUUUGGUUGGUUCGGUCACUAGCUGGUUACCACAUAAUGCCAAGAUAGUAGUUAACUUAGAACAGACCGCUGAAGAACCGUUCGAGGUUUCCAGACCCCAAUACGUCGAAUUUUUGGGCGGCAGAAAAUUUCUUGUCAUUCCAAAGCAUAAUUUUAUGUCAGUAUCGCCUACUGUAGCAUCGACAGCUAAUAGGCGAAACAUCGAGGACAACCUGGAUGAUCUAGAAACGACUACUGUAGUGAUCGAUUCUGCUAGGUUAGAUCCAAAUCCUAUUCCAGAAGUGAAAACUGAGCCCGAUUCUUCAUUCAAACCCGAAAAUAUCGAAUCCAUACCUGACAGUUCCCACUCGUCCGAAAUGGUGGAAGUUAAUCGUACUGCCAGCGAAUUUGUCGUCACCCUGGGAGCAGACGAAAAACCUGGUGAAGAUGGAAAAGUUGUGGAUAAGGAGCCUGAGUGA
Phaedon cochleariae (mustard beetle) is the source of this 777-nucleotide messenger RNA. Lineage: Eukaryota; Metazoa; Arthropoda; Insecta; Coleoptera; Chrysomelidae. The record is from the annotation of a GenBank genome assembly.